Molecule: messenger RNA, 818 nt
Organism: Brassica napus (rape)
Lineage: Eukaryota; Viridiplantae; Streptophyta; Magnoliopsida; Brassicales; Brassicaceae
Product: pathogenesis-related leaf protein 6-like
Exons: 2
Coding region: 330-818 (162 amino acids)
Source: RefSeq, a predicted model, not a curated record
UUGAGUCUUAUAGUGAAGAAACAAAGGAUCAAAAGAUAAUAUGUUCGAUCAAAUUUGAUAAAAUUAGCUUUUACAAAGAUAUAAACUUGACCAUCUAAAAUCUAUAUACAAAAAACAUCUGCGGGCAAGCGUGCUGAUCAAGCUCUAAUUUUAUGAUUAAGCUUCAAAAAUAAAAGUCAAUUCUUCAAUGUCAAAGUUUCACAGAACCACUAAGCUAAUCUCUAAUCUCAUGUGUACUCACUGCCUAUAUAAGUGAGACCUGACUCCUCAUACUUACCCACAACACAACCAAUGUUUUUUUUUCUCUUAACACAAACAUCAAUUCAAUAAUGAGUACUUUCACAACCACAUCAGUUCUAAUCGUUGCGAUUAGCAUUUUGAUUAUUGCAUCCAGCGUUCAAAGUACUGAACAACAAGACUACUUAAACACUCACAACGCUGCACGUUCGCAGGUUGGAGUACCAAACAUUGUAUGGAACGCAACGAUCGCGAGCUACGCACUGAACUAUGCAAACGCUAGAAGAUCUGACUGCAACCUCGUGUACUCGGCUGGACCGUAUAGAGAAAAUCUAGCCAAGGGAAGUAGCAGCACUUUCUCGGCCAUAUCGGCCGUGAAUCUUUGGGUCGCUGAGAAACCUUACUACAACUACAGUACCAAUUCUUGCACAGGUGGAAAACAUUGCUUUCAUUACACGCAAGUGGUGUGGAGAGAUUCAGUGAAGUUAGGCUGCGCUAGGGUUCAGUGCACAAAUGGUUGGUGGUUUGUGAUUUGUAACUAUGACACACCCGGCAAUUACAUCGGACAGUACCCGUACUAA